GAAAUAUCAUGCCUGAACCAGCGAAGUCUGCACCCAAGAAGGGCUCGAAGAAGGCCGUCACUAAAACCGCCGGCAAGGGCGGAAAGAAGCGCAGAAAGUCCAGGAAGGAGAGUUACGCGAUCUACGUGUACAAAGUCCUGAAGCAGGUUCACCCCGACACCGGGAUCUCCUCCAAGGCGAUGGGGAUCAUGAACUCUUUCGUCAACGACAUCUUCGAGCGCAUCGCCGGUGAAGCGUCUCGUCUCGCUCACUACAACAAGCGCUCCACCAUCACAUCGAGAGAGAUCCAGACCGCCGUGCGUCUGCUGCUGCCCGGAGAGCUGGCCAAACACGCCGUGUCUGAGGGCACAAAGGCCGUGACCAAAUACACCAGCUCAAAGUAAAGCGAGUCCGAUCAACAACACAAAGGCUCUUUUAAGAGCCACCCAUAUUAUCUGUGAAAAGAGCUACAGUUCUCUACACUAUUCUGGGUACAUUAGUUUUGGAAAUAAAUAAGUGAUCUUCCUGAUUUUAAUGUAAAUUAAAUUAAGCUGUUUAUUUUCUAAUUCAUUUUAAUAGGCUCAACUGUUAGAAUAAA
This is a messenger RNA of Pimephales promelas (fathead minnow), 577 nucleotides long. Its product is annotated as histone H2B. The record is from RefSeq and is a predicted model, not a curated record. Gene Ontology annotation, molecular function: DNA binding; structural constituent of chromatin; protein heterodimerization activity. Lineage: Eukaryota; Metazoa; Chordata; Actinopteri; Cypriniformes; Leuciscidae. Gene Ontology annotation, cellular component: nucleosome.